UGCAUUCAAAACGUCAUUUUGGUCAUUCCUGAAGCUUCGGUCUUGCUGAUCAUGUUGCCAUCCCGCUUGUCGUCCUCUCUGCGCCGCUGCGUUUCCACCUCCACGCGCAACAGCUUUGUGGACCGCUUGCGCAAUGAGCUGGCGGAGAUCGAGACCGCCGGCACGUACAAGAACGAGCGCGUCAUCGCUUCCCCGCAGGGUGCAGAGAUCUCCGUGAACGGUGAUACUGUGCUCAACUUCUGCGCCAACAACUACUUGGGAUUGAGCAACCACCCGGCGGUGGAGAAGGCGGCUGCCGACACGCUUAAAGAGCGUGGAUUUGGCCUCAGCUCUGUACGCUUCAUCUGCGGUACGCAGGACAUCCACAAGCAGCUGGAGGACGCCAUCUCGGCCUUCCACGGUACUGAGGACACAAUCCUGUACCCGUCGUGCUUCGACGCUAAUGCGGGACUCUUCGAGGCUGUGCUUAACAAGGAGGACGCAAUCCUCACCGACGAGCUCAACCACGCCAGCAUCAUCGACGGCAUCAGACUCUGCAAGGCCGAGCGUCAUCGCUUCAAGCACAUGGACAUGACGGACCUGGAGCAGAAGCUUAAGGACACGCAGCACUGCCGUACGCGACUCAUCGCCACCGAUGGCGUCUUCAGUAUGGACGGUGAUGUUGCUCCGUUGCAGGAGAUUGUGGCUCUGGCCGAGAAGUACGACGCCCAGCUCUUCAUUGACGAGUGCCACGCCACGGGCUUUUUCGGACCGACUGGACGCGGUAGUGACGAAUACUGCGGCAUCACUGGUAAGGUGGAUGUGAUCAACUCUACUCUGGGCAAGGCUCUGGGUGGCAGCACGGGUGGAUACACAACGGGCCGCAAGGAGGUUGUGGACCUACUGCGCCAGCGCUCGCGCCCGUACCUCUUCUCCAACUCGCUGGGUCCGUCUGUGGUUGGCGCGUCGCUUAAGGUCUUCGAAAUGCUCACCGAGUCGUCUGAGUUCGUUGACAAGAUCCGUGCCAACACGCAUCACUUCCGCGACCGCAUGACUGCCGCUGGCUUCACUCUCAAGGGAUCUCGUGACCACCCGAUCGCCCCUGUGAUGCUCGGCGAUGCCCGUCUUGCGUCUGAAUUGGCUGAUGAUAUGCUCAAGCGCGGCAUCUACGUAAUUGGCUUCAGCUACCCGGUUGUGCCGAAGGGCCAGGCGCGUAUCCGUGUGCAGCUUUCGGCUGCUCACCGCAUUGAAGACGUCGACAAGGCGGUGGAUGCUUUCAUCGAGUGUGGCAAGGCGCGCGGUGUCAUCAACUAGAAUGCUUUGAAAACUAAUUGGAAGUGGUAACAUUCGCUGGACUAUCUUCACGAGCGGCUAUUUUCACAAGCGUUGGGAGGUUCUUGCUCUUGGCCAGAACAUCUAGGAUUGUGGUGCCAUUCAUGAAAUUGAUGCUGCAACGCAUCGCGAUCAAAAAGUGCUUUAGCCCGUAGAGAGAGAAAAAAAAAAAGCAGCAAAGCUGUAAACAACAAGUAGAAACUAUCGAGACUACAACUGACCUUGCACCCCAAAUCACGAGUCCUUCUAGCUCCCUUGAGUCUGUCAUCAAUGGAAUAAGAGACUCGUCACUGUUGACAAGAAGCAUCCCGGCACCACCAACUUGCUGAAUCGCUCUACACAUUAGGUUAGUGAAUAAGUGAAUCUCUCAUCAAUCAGUCCAAACUAUAACCUGAGC
Phytophthora nicotianae INRA-310 is the source of this 1708-nucleotide messenger RNA. RefSeq names its product 2-amino-3-ketobutyrate coenzyme A ligase. Gene Ontology annotation, molecular function: glycine C-acetyltransferase activity; pyridoxal phosphate binding. The transcript is spliced from 3 exons. The record is from RefSeq and is a predicted model, not a curated record. Gene Ontology annotation, biological process: L-threonine catabolic process; biosynthetic process. Lineage: Eukaryota; Oomycota; Peronosporomycetes; Peronosporales; Peronosporaceae. The coding region runs from base 52 to 1293 and encodes 413 amino acids.